UCGCGAGGCGGACUGGGAAGCCGGAGCAGGGAGGGGCCCUUUGGCGCUGGCCGUCGCUUCCUUGUGAGCUGAGAGGCCGGAGCAGGCGCCGCGCCGCCGCCGCCAUCAUCAUGGGGGGCUCCCGCGACGACGAGUACGACUAUCUCUUCAAAGUCGUUCUCAUUGGAGAUUCUGGAGUUGGCAAAAGCAACCUUCUCUCCCGCUUCACUCGCAACGAGUUCAACCUGGAGAGCAAAAGCACCAUCGGUGUGGAGUUUGCAACACGGAGCAUUCAAGUGGAUGGCAAGACAAUAAAGGCGCAGAUAUGGGACACAGCUGGGCAGGAGCGGUAUCGGGCCAUCACCUCGGCCUAUUACCGUGGAGCGGUGGGUGCCUUGCUUGUUUACGACAUCGCCAAGCACCUCACCUACGAAAACGUGGAGCGGUGGCUGAAGGAGCUGCGGGACCACGCCGACAGCAACAUUGUCAUCAUGCUGGUGGGCAAUAAGAGCGACCUGCGCCACUUGCGCGCUGUCCCGACGGACGAGGCCCGGGCCUUUGCAGAGAAGAACGGCCUGUCCUUUAUCGAGACUUCGGCUCUGGACUCCACGAACGUGGAAGCUGCUUUCCAGACCAUCCUGACAGAGAUUUACCGCAUUGUAUCUCAGAAGCAGAUGUCAGACAGACGUGAGAACGACAUGUCUCCAAGCAACAACGUGGUCCCUAUCCAUGUCCCCCCGACCACAGAAAACAAACCAAAGAUGCAGUGCUGUCAAAAUAUAUAACAAGCUCCGUUCCUCGAAAGCUGUGUAUAUUCUCCCCACGUCCAAGAUGGAAAUAGACCUUAAGCUCGCGUUGUCCUUUCUUUGGUUCUUUCUCCACCUGCCCUUCCUGCUUCAUUAGGGCCAUUUUCUUUUCCCGUCUUGAUUUCUCCAUAGUGUAACUCUUUCCCCCUUCCCUUUAAUUUCAGCAUUGCGAAUCAUCCAUAGUUUGCAUGUGGCUGCAGCAUUAAAAGAAUUCUAAGUCCUGGCAGGGCAAAAUUUAAAAAUCAUGGCUGGUUUCCUUUCCAAGCAUGCUGCCUCCUUCAACAGAACUAGAUUAUUGCAGCCGCCUUUGCAAUUUGGGUCCUCCUGGCAGCGUCAUGUAAUUGGCCAGCGCCUUUUAAACUUCCUUUUCACCUUAAUAUUAGAUGCGGGAUGUCUGCUUCCCCAACCCAGUGUCCUCCAGGUGUGUUGGGCUGCAAGUCCCGUAAACUCGUGUGGGAUUUGUCGUCCACACAUCUGGUGGACCGUAGCUAGGAAAGGAUGUAAUAAUCUCCUGGAAUCCAGUCCCUUGCCGCAUCCCAGCCUUAGAAUGCACAUGGCUUCUAGGAGCGACAGUUAUUUCUGGCUGAGAACAGCACUCUCGCUUCAGUAGGCAAAGUUUCCCAGUUCCGAUCGAUGGAGCCGUUCUGCGCAGCUCGGCCUAAGGGAGUGCGAGUGGCAAGGAGCAUUCCUUGAAGAGCCAAAGAACCUGCCUCCCCCCUGCAGCGCCCCCCCCCCCCACCGUUGCCAGCCCGGUGCUUCCCGCAGGUGGGUCCCGACAGCAGCGUGGCCUCCACUGUGGGCGAGGCGUAUGGGGCGCAGCAGUCCCUCCGCACCCUCGUGGAAGCAGGUGAGAGACGGGUCUCCUUGCAUGUCGAGGCUGGCCUCAUGUGGACGCAGUCACGGCCGUGCAGUUGCGCUGCGGCCCAGACAGCUGGAGAGUGGGGCCUCGCGUGGCCCAGGCAGAGGCGCGAGAGCUCCGUAACCCCGCUUGCUCGUCUCACGCGCAGUGCUUUGCGUAAGUCAGGAUGGGCCCCUGUUCUUUUGGCACGCGCUUGCUCUUGUUCUUGAAAAGGCAUGGAGAACGCUUCGCAACUGGAGGAGCUGCCGCCGCCGCUCACUGCAGUUAUUUUCACAGGAAUGCUCCCCCCCGCCCCCCCGGCCUUGUUCUGCUUCAGCCUGCUGCACCAGCCACCCACAGCGGGGUGGUGAGCUGAGCCACGGCGCUGGCAAGGAGCCCUUUAUGUCACUGGUUACUGGCCAGGGAGGACCUGGAACUCCUCCACCCGUUCGAGGGAGAGAGGCCCAGUCCAAGCGUACGAGCACGGCUGGGAGAGAUCUUUAUAUGCAGUGGGACAUUGGUGGAUUUCGAGCGCAGAUCUGUGUGUUCAUCCUUGAAAGUGCCAUCCAAGUGGGGCCUUGUGCAUGGAGAGAGGAUUCCGCAGGAUAUGGAAAGCCACGCUGAAACCAGAAGGAAGCUGCCCCCGGGGCGCAACUGCUAGGGAGAGAAGAGAGGAAGGGAGCUUAUCACAACAAAGCCGCAGACCCAGAUGGUGUCCUUUCCUUCCUGCCGCCCCCACGAGGGCACCCACAAAGCGCUGAAUCUCUCAGCCUGUUGGUCUUGCGGUGCUCAUGACGUGUCGGACACACGGAAGGCAUUGCUGUAGUCCCUUCAUCCUUUGUUUCCCACUCUUGAAUGCUUAUCUGUUUCACAAACAUUUUUUCUGAUCUUUUUGUAAAUUGCUUUGUACUGUAUGCACAUUCUCUAUCUUGAAUAUUUUUUAAGAUUGAUUUAAAAUUAUUCAUUAUUGGAAUUCUAAUAAAGAAUUGCAGGGGACUGCU
Molecule: messenger RNA, 2624 nt
Organism: Varanus komodoensis (Komodo dragon)
Lineage: Eukaryota; Metazoa; Chordata; Lepidosauria; Squamata; Varanidae
Gene: RAB11A
Product: RAB11A, member RAS oncogene family
Exons: 5
Coding region: 111-764 (217 amino acids)
Biological process (GO): exocytosis; neurotransmitter receptor transport, endosome to postsynaptic membrane; melanosome transport
Cellular component (GO): transport vesicle; axon; postsynaptic recycling endosome
Molecular function (GO): GTP binding; GTPase activity
Source: RefSeq, a predicted model, not a curated record